CUCACCAGUCCCUACCUCACAUACAGCUAGCGAGCACAAGCCUCCUAGCUCCCCCAGCCCUCCCUUGUUCAGCUACGACCACUCACUCAGCCAUGAUGAGCAGCGGCAGGAUGAACGCGGCGGCCGGCGACGACUUACCGUUAGCAGCAAUGCAGCCGCCGCCCUACGUCGGCUUUGAGCUCGCCGCCAGCAUGAUGGCUGGUGGCGGAGGAGGAGGCCAGCCCCACGAGGGGGCGAUGAUACUCGACAACUUCCACUUCCCGGCGGCAGCGGCCGCCUUCAACCAGUUCCAGGAGGCGCCGCACCACCAGAUGCUGGCGCUGCCUUCCAACGGCAACGGCGGCUGUGGGCUGGUCCACAUGGCGCCGCCGCCCAUGUCCGGGAUGCAGCUGCAGAUGCCGCCGAUGGCCAUGCACGGUCACGGUGACGUGUGCCCGGCUCUUGGGAUGGUGAAGCGCGAGGGCGGCGCCGGGGACGCGGGGAGGAUAGACUUGAACCACGGCCAGCGGACCUGCUUCCCCACCGGCGACAUGAUGGCGGUGGACCCGAUGCUCAUGCGGUCCCGUCUUGGCAGCGUGUUCGACCUGGGAUUCGGCCGCGUCCACCGCCAGCCGCCUCGGUGCCAGGUGGAGUACUGCAAGGCGGACCUCUCCGGCGCCAAGCACUACCACCGGCGCCACAAGGUGUGCGAGUACCACGCCAAGGCGGCGCUUGUCUCCGCCGCCGGCAAGCAGCAGCGCUUCUGCCAGCAAUGCAGCAGGUUCCACGUGAUCACGGAGUUCGACCAGACCAAGAGGAGCUGCAGGAAGAGGCUCGCAGAGCACAACCGUCGCCGGAGGAAACCGGUGGCCAGCGGCGCGGGGGCGGUGUCCAAGGACUUGGCCGUGCCUUCCAGGAAACAAAACGCCGGGGGCAUCUCCAGCUCCUACGCCGGCGACAAUAACACUUUGAGCGCAACCUACACGAGCGCGACCAGCUGCCUUCAGCAGGGCCAGGCCAGGCUAGCGGCGGCGAGGCAGAUGACGCUCGCCCUGGGCGUGCCCCCGGAGAAGGACCGCCGCCAGCAGCAGCUCAGCAACUCCAUGCAGCUCCACCACCAUCAGGAGCAGCAACACUUCAUCACCUCCCUCCUGCACAAUAGCAACAUCAUGUCACGUUCGUCGGUGUGCUCCAGCACGAUGCCGUCCGCGGCGGUGGCCAACAGCCAGGUCUUCGACCAGCAAAACGACAACACCAAUGGCAGCAACCACGCCAACAACGGCAUCCAUAUGUUUGAGGUGGAAUUCAUGUAGAUGCUGGAUCUUGAGCAUUGUGCUUAACAUAAUUAUGAUCAAACCGCAGUUAGAACACCACAUUAGAUAGUUGCCGGAAGUGUUUUGUUUUCACCUGUUAUAGGACAGGUCCACUGCUUUGUUGUAUUGGGGCUAAACAGCAACAAAGCAAUGUACUCCCUCUGGUCAUUUUAGUCUGCA
Messenger RNA from Triticum aestivum (bread wheat), 1472 nucleotides. RefSeq names its product squamosa promoter-binding-like protein 10. Lineage: Eukaryota; Viridiplantae; Streptophyta; Magnoliopsida; Poales; Poaceae. Gene Ontology annotation, cellular component: nucleus. Gene Ontology annotation, molecular function: DNA binding. The record is from RefSeq and is a predicted model, not a curated record. The transcript has 3 exons. Bases 93 to 1292 code for a protein of 399 amino acids.